Molecule: messenger RNA, 1762 nt
Organism: Pistacia vera
Lineage: Eukaryota; Viridiplantae; Streptophyta; Magnoliopsida; Sapindales; Anacardiaceae
Product: delta(14)-sterol reductase-like
Exons: 14
Coding region: 339-1451 (370 amino acids)
Biological process (GO): sterol biosynthetic process
Cellular component (GO): endoplasmic reticulum membrane
Molecular function (GO): Delta14-sterol reductase activity
Source: RefSeq, a predicted model, not a curated record
GAAAAAGAAAUUGGGAGUUGAAUCUUGGAAGGGAUCACGUCUCAUGAGUCGAGCUUUUGAAGAAAUUUGAUCUUGAAUAUGGAUGAAGUUGUAUAACAGAGAAUUUUCCUAGAGAAUGAAUGAAGUGGAAAAAGAUAGAAGGACAAAACCAUUACCCCAUGGAUUCAAGCUUGGCCGCAUUUCGGGGUGUCAGUGUUAAUUUCAAAAACCAGUGGUGGUGCAGUAUUUAGUUCCUUAUCAUCUACUUUGAAACAAAAAGCAACACACCAGCCACUUCAAAUUUUGCUGUUUCAGUAGAGACCAAAGUAUUAUUGUUAUUGCUUCUACAAUUGCUAAAGAUGGAUUUGGCUAUUCCUUUACACGCUUUUAUUCCUUCACUAAACUCCGUUGCUGUUUUAAUGACAUAUUUUUUGUACUUGGCAACUGCUGGAUCUAUUUUACCUGGUAAAGUUGUGAAGGGGGUUGUAUUACAAGAUGGCACUCGACUUCGUUAUCGAUGCAAUGUAGGUUUGUUGUUGCUUGUAUUGUUGGUUGCGCUACUUGGAAUUGGUGCCCAGAUGGAUUUCGUAUCACCCACUGUGAUAUCAGAUAGAGGAUUUGAGCUGCUAUCAACAACUUUAAUGUUUGGUUUUCUUGUGACAUGGGUACUCUUUGUUACUGGGUGCAGGUCGCACAAUCAGGGUUCUUCCCUGAAGCCUCAUGUCACAGGAAACCUUCUACAUGACUGGUGGUUUGGAAUACAGCUGAAUCCUCAGUUUAUGGGCAUUGAUCUCAAAUUUUUCUUUGUUAGAGCUGGAAUGAUGGGAUGGCUACUUAUCAAUUUAUCAGUUCUGGCAAAAAGUUUUCAAAAUGGCACCUUAUCACAAUCAAUGAUCCUCUACCAGCUAUUCUGUGGGUUGUACAUCCUGGACUACUUUGUUCAUGAGGAGUACAUGACCUCCACGUGGGACAUAAUAGCUGAGAGGUUAGGCUUCAUGUUGGUAUUUGGGGAUCUAGUCUGGAUUCCUUUCACUUUUAGCAUCCAGGGUUGGUGGCUUUUGCAUAACAAGGUGGAGCUUACAACUGCUGCUGUUGUAGCAAAUUGUUUAGUGUUUUUGAUUGGAUAUCUGGUAUUCAGAGGAGCUAACAGGCAAAAACACAUCUUCAAAAAGAAUCCCAAGGCACAUAUUUGGGGUAAGCCUCCCAAGGUUAUUGGGGGCAAGUUGCUUGCUUCUGGUUAUUGGGGAGUGGCGAGGCACUGUAAUUACCUUGGGGACUUAUUGCUGGCGUUGUCCUUCAGUUUACCUUGUGGGAUAAGUUCACCGGUUCCAUAUUUUUACCCUAUUUAUCUUCUUAUUCUGCUAAUAUGGAGAGAGAGAAGAGAUGAAGUUCGCUGUGCAGAGAAGUAUAGAGAAAUAUGGGCAGAAUACUGUAGACUUGUUCCUUGGAGAAUAUUACCGUAUGCUUAUUAGCAGAAAGGUUGUGGAAUAUCUGCUCGGAGGCUUUCAGUUCAUUUUGUAUCAUUAUGUCAUUUUCUAUUGAUACUUCCCAUAAGUGUUGAGCAUUUGGAUCAAUGGCGAGUAGUCAUGCAACUUAAAUUUGCCCUGCAGUUUUAACAUGGGCCAGCUGCUGAGAUUAUUAAGGAAAAGGAUUUAGUGUGGAUACAGAAAUUGCAGGCUCCCAUGAUUUUUUAGGAUAGCAUUCUAUGCUGAAUAGCAUUUCUAUAAAAUAAGAUACGAUUUUGAGAAGCUUAUGAUACAUUUUUUAAUAGCAUUUUUUAAAA